UAUGCUUUGUGAAACAAACAAUGCUGGAUUGUUUGGGUCAUUGGAAAAUUUCCUUGGUGGAUGAACUGCAUUCACUGAAGCAUAGAGGCAAAGAGGUCCUAACUCAGGGGAUGAUGAACCUAAAUUAGACAGGAUAUUUAGCAAGAAAAGAAUAAGAAUGAGUUAGUCAAAAUGAAUAGUAGGGUGAUAAACCACACUCCAUGGAGCAUAUCUUUUCUAGAUAUGGUAGAAGUUAAAAUCGCCUUUCCUGUUUUAUCUCUUUGUAGAUUCCUGGGAUGAAGUUGGAAAAUGAGACAUGGAUAGUGAAAGAAUUUGUGCUUGUUGGGUUUUCCAAUCUUCCAGAUCUGAAGGCUACCCUCUUCACUCUCUUCCUGCUCAUGUACUUGAUCACACUCAGUGGCAACAUCACUAUCAUUACCAUUAUCUACCUGGAUCACACUCUCCACACUCCCAUGUACUGUUUCUUAGGGGUCCUUUCCCUCUCAGAGACUUGCUACACGCUGGUCACCAUUCCCAACAUGCUGGUGCACCUGUUGAUGGAGAACCAUGUCAUCUCCAUUCCCAGUUGUCGGACUCAAAUGUUCUUUUUUCUUGGCCUGGGUUGCAGUCAUUGUUUCCUCCUCACAUUGAUGGGCUAUGACCGGUAUGUGGCCAUCUGCCACCCACUCCGUUACGCAGUGAUCAUGAGUCCGUCUGUUUGUCUCUAUCUGGGAAGCCUGGUCUUCUGCUCAGGAUUUCUGGUGGCUGUCAUUGAGACUUGCCUCAUAUUUUCCUCCUCUUUCUGCCACAAUAACCAAGUGGAACACUUCUUCUGUGACAUUGCACCAGUUCUCAAACUUAGCUGUACUCCCAGUGCAGCCAAGGCCCUGACUAUCUUCUUCUUUAGUGUGAUUGUGGUGCUGGCCUCCUUCCUCCUCAUUCUGCUCUCAUAUGCCUUCAUUGUGGCUGCCAUUGUGAGGAUCCCUUCUGCUGCUGGACGGCGCAAAGCCUUCUCCACUUGUGUGUCUCAUCUCACAGUGGUCAUUGUGCAUUUUGGAUGUGCCUCAAUAAUCUAUCUGAGACCAAAGUCAGGGAGCAACCCAGAUCAGGACCGAAUGGUGGCUGUCUUCUACACAGUGGUUACCCCAUUGCUCAACCCUGUGGUGUACACCCUACGUAACAAGGAGGUCAGAAUAGCACUAAAGAGGACCUUGGGUCGCAAACUGAGAACCCAGAAUGACUAA
Sarcophilus harrisii (Tasmanian devil) is the source of this 1223-nucleotide messenger RNA. RefSeq names its product olfactory receptor 10T2-like. Gene Ontology annotation, molecular function: olfactory receptor activity; G protein-coupled receptor activity. Lineage: Eukaryota; Metazoa; Chordata; Mammalia; Dasyuromorphia; Dasyuridae. The transcript has a single exon. Bases 276 to 1223 code for a protein of 315 amino acids. Gene Ontology annotation, cellular component: membrane. The record is from RefSeq and is a predicted model, not a curated record. Gene Ontology annotation, biological process: G protein-coupled receptor signaling pathway.